This is a messenger RNA of Megachile rotundata (alfalfa leafcutting bee), 1348 nucleotides long. RefSeq names its product Cyclophilin 40 (gene Cyp40). The record is from RefSeq and is a predicted model, not a curated record. NCBI's taxonomy places the organism in Eukaryota, Metazoa, Arthropoda, Insecta, Hymenoptera, Megachilidae. Gene Ontology annotation, cellular component: cytoplasm; mitochondrion. Gene Ontology annotation, molecular function: peptidyl-prolyl cis-trans isomerase activity; protein binding; cyclosporin A binding. Gene Ontology annotation, biological process: protein folding; protein peptidyl-prolyl isomerization.
UCAUUUUAUGACAAGAAAUUGUUAAAUAUACGCUGUAAUAAAUUAAUGUUACCCAAGAAAAUUGUAAAUUGGGAUGAUAUAUGGUCGUGAGAUGGCAGCAUUAUCGAAGUAGUGUAGCAUAGUGGUUAAAGCAAAAUUUAAAAAAAACUUUCUUCAUAUAUGGAUAUAUAUUAAAUAAAAUAUGGGAGAUUCGUUGAAGGAGUCAACCGAUAAUUUAAAAAAUAAUCCCAUUGUUUUUUUGGAUAUAGCAAUUGAAACAGAAAAAGUUGGAAGAAUUGUGAUAGAACUUUUUAAAGAUGUUGUACCUCGAACAUCAGAGAAUUUUCGUGCAUUAUGUACUGGAGAAAAGGGCAUUGGAAUCAAUGGUAAAAAAUUACAUUAUAAGGGAUCAAUAUUUCAUAAAGUGUUGCCACAGUUUAUGAUCCAAGGUGGAGAUAUAAUAAAUUUUGAUGGAACAAGUGGAGAAAGCAUAUAUGGUCCACAAUUUGAGGAUGAAAAUUUUAAACUUUCUCAUUCUUCAGGAGGGCUCCUGAGCAUGGUUAAUGAAGGUUAUCCAAACAGCAACAGUUCCCAGUUCAUUAUUACCAUUUCAGCUAGUACUCAUUUAGAUGGCACGAAUGUAGUAUUUGGUAAAGUUUUGAAAGGAAUGGGUGUAAUAUUGGAAGUUUCUCAAGUAGAAACAAUAAAAGAUACACCAGUUGAGAAAGUACAUAUAAUUGACUGUGGUGAAUUAAAACAAGGUCAAAAUUGGGGAAUGGAAGAGAGUGAUGGAACAGAAGAUACUUUUACUCCAUGGCCUGAAGACUGGAGUUAUUGUACAGAUCACAAGGGACUUGACUACAAGUAUAUAAUUGGGGUUAUUAUGAAGAUAAAAGAUUCGGGAAAUCAUUAUUUUUUAAAAAAACAUUAUGUAGAUGCAGGCAGGAAAUAUAAAAAAGCAUUACGGUACUACAAGUGGAUGAUGAAGACGGUGGAUGUGCCAGAUCAUUCUGAUACACUAAUAAUGAAUACUAAAGUGGCAAUUUUGCUUAAUCUUGCUGCUGUUAAAUUGAAAGAAAAAAACUACCGUGAUGUUUUAAAAUUAUGUACAGAGGUUUUACAAUUAAACAAGAACAAUAGUAAAGCAUUAUUUCGUAGAAGUCAAGCAUAUAUGGGUUUAAAUGAAUAUGAUUUGGGCUUAGCAGAUUUAAAGCAAGCAUUGUUGGAAUCUCCUAAUAACAAGGAUAUUUUACAAGAAAUGGACAAGGUAAAAACAGUAAUGAAAAAAUAUUUAGCUAUUGAAAGAGCUUCUUGUCAAAGAAUGUUUAAGUAAAAAUAAAAUAUUUUAUAGUAAUGUUUGUAAAUAUAA